AUGACAGCGCGCCAUGACUAUCGCAGGGAGCGCAACCGCCCAGUGCGCAACGCGCUGCUCAAGUGGCAACUGCAGCAGGACCAGCGGCGGCUAGCGGAGGUGCAGCAGCGUCUCAUGCGCAUGGCGGCGCCCUCUCUAUCGUCGUCUCUAGGCCUAGGACUGGACAGCAGCGACAGGCCGAGGCCAACGCUUCGCAGGACACGGCCGCUGCAGCACCACGACCCGGAGGAGGACGCUCUCAUGCACCUCAUCAUGGAGCGGGAGCAGCGAGAAGCCGCCAAGCAACAGUGCAACCAGCUCAACGACCGGCCGCCUAUUGGCCUCAAGCCGUCCAGAAUCCCGUAUCCGUCCGUGUUGCCGCCUUUACGCCGUCCGGAGGAGCACCCAAAGCCACCGAACAAUUCUUCAGUCAAGCACGUCACUUUACGACCGACAGGUCAGAAGCUCAAUGCUGCAGGAGACUUCUACUCGCCUGUGAGACCUCGAGAGUCAUCCUUGAGCUCGUCCACGUCGGAAUUUCGACAGAAUUUGGCCUUCUCGAGGAUCAAAGCUCCGACGCCGAAGCGGUUGGUGGGGGCAACGGCAGCUCCGUCACCGAGGAAUCCGCUGAGAUAUGAUCAGAUGAAGACCCCGGACAGGUGGCGCACGACUGCGAUGCACUCGAAUCAAGAGGAGUUUAAUGAGUCGGCGUUGAGGAGGUGGGAGGAGGAGGACGCAAUGCAAGCGGACCGAUUGCUGGAAAAGGCGGCCAGGGACGGAGACAGCGAAGCGCUGUGGAACGAUUUAUUUUACGGGACGAAAGCGGCACGAGCCAAGACGAACCAGCAGCCGGAGCAACCCGUCGUGUACUCGACUAGCAACUUUCCCGAAGUGUUCUCGCGUUCUAGGUCGAACUCGCACGACAGCUCCCGAGAUGAUGGCAUCAAUGGACAAGUACAAAAAGCUGGAGAUCUCGUUGCUGGAGAUGAUCACAACAAUUACGGUGGUUCAAGCGGAGGGGGCGACAAAGAACAGCUCUCGAAAGCGGAGGUGCCCACUGGUGAAUUAUCAGCGAUAAGUAAUGUGUUGGCGAGUGCAGGUAUUCCAAGUUGGAGCUUUGUGGUGGUGGCGAGCUGUCUGUUGGUUGGGACGUGUGGAUUUCUCGUGGAAGAGCUCAUGGGUCUGCUUGGACUGUUCUCGAAGAGCUCGCCUCUUACCUUAUCGCGAGCUGAACAAGAUCGUAUGCGUGACCGAGUCACUGCACUCCAACAAGAGCUUCAAGGCUUUCAGCUCUCGACCUCGGAGAUUGAGGUGAAGUCUCAGACCGUUUUGACGGAGUUGCAGCGCCACAUGGACAGGAUGCGGCUCGAUCGUGAGCAACAUCAAAAUAUGCUCACGGGCGAAAUGCAGGAGCUCCGUCGCCAUAUUUUAGGUGUCACGCACGAGCUGGUUGAGAAAGAGCGUCAGUCGAUUCAAGCUCAACUCAAAGAAAUCGUGGAGAUCCAGGUCAUAAACGAACUGGAGGCGAACGAGCGUAAAGCGAUCGCUGGUAGUGAAGUUAACAGCAAGGAGGAGGCUGUAGUCGAAGCGCCUGCUGCAAUUGAAGUGGAUACUACAGAGAACGAGUCUGCACCAGUGUCAACAUCAUAUACCUCCACCAACACUGAGCCUCUCCAUGACGGCAAUGACGCUCAAGACGGCAAGAAUCUGCCUAGUGUGUGGCACGAGGAAAUGAUCCAGGCCAAGAUCGAGAGUGGGCAAGAAGUUGCUGCAACUCCUCUCCAGACUCUCGAGCAAACUGGGGCCCAUAACGACGUUGUCGUCGAGCCAAGCCCGAAGGCGACUGUCAUUGUAAAGUCGCCCCGGAGCCCGUCUGGAAUGUCGUUGGAAGGGAUCCUUCUGCUCAUCGGGAUCAUGUUCCUUGCUGCUUGUGUGGUGCUUCGCGUGUACAACAUCAAUCGUCGCAAGAGGUGGUUCGAAGAGCGUCGCAAGCGGAGGAACCAGCGGGCGUUGCUGUUGGCUCAGCAGCGAGCACGGGCGAUGGCCGAGAACCAGUAUGACAGCGACGAAUGGGACGAGGAAGACACCGAUGGUGGCGUCGAGGAGGUCUCGCUCAUGACUCCGGUCCGAGACAGCGACGACGACGAGGCAAAGUCGGAGGCUCUGCAUCAGCCACCCGAUAUCGACACGGACUUCGAAGACGACAACCAGAGUGAGGAGGCAUCACACUCCCCGCCUGAAGCGUAUCAAGCUGCAACAUUCGAGGUGAGGCCCUAA
Molecule: messenger RNA, 2256 nt
Organism: Phytophthora sojae
Lineage: Eukaryota; Oomycota; Peronosporomycetes; Peronosporales; Peronosporaceae
Exons: 4
Coding region: 1-2256 (751 amino acids)
Source: RefSeq, a predicted model, not a curated record